This is a messenger RNA of Limulus polyphemus (Atlantic horseshoe crab), 2822 nucleotides long. RefSeq names its product cysteine/serine-rich nuclear protein 2-like. Gene Ontology annotation, biological process: regulation of transcription by RNA polymerase II. Lineage: Eukaryota; Metazoa; Arthropoda; Merostomata; Xiphosura; Limulidae. The coding region runs from base 262 to 2019 and encodes 585 amino acids. Gene Ontology annotation, cellular component: nucleus. The record is from RefSeq and is a predicted model, not a curated record. The transcript is spliced from 3 exons. Gene Ontology annotation, molecular function: DNA-binding transcription factor activity, RNA polymerase II-specific; sequence-specific DNA binding.
CCUUGGGCGUUUCAGUUUCUGUUGUGUUUCAUAUUCAGAUUGAUAGACUGACACAUACUUCCAGGGAAAGGUUUCAUUUAGGGAACUUUAAAUAACCUCUUUCUUAACUGCAAGUUAUAUGUUCAGCUAUGUUUCCGUGUGAAGAAACUGAAUUACUUUUAUUUCAACUUACCGUAGCAUAACUUAGAAACUAAGACUGUUUUAAAUUGAACCUUCUAAGUUGUAGAUUCUUGUGUAGCUUUGAAUGACUGCAAAAGCGUGAUGCCCAAAAGGGAGUUUGGAGAAGUUUCUCAAAAUGGAGAGUUUAGGGAGGAAGUAUCUCAAGUAACCUCCUCAAGUGUCUGUCCUGACAGUACUGAGUUGGAAAAAGAAGACAGUAAUAGCAACAGUAGUUUGCAGACAUACAACAGUGAUGAGGCUCCUACAGUUUCGAGCAGCAUGACUAGCACUGAAAACUCUGACUGUGACGAACCUCCACGAAAGAAGAAGAAAAGUGUCUGUUUUAACUCUGUCACUGUUUACUAUUUUCCUAGAACACAAGGUUUUACUUGUGUUCCUAGUCAAGGAGGUUCAACUCUAGGAAUGGAUCAGAAACAUUUUCAUAAGCAAGAGUUUACCCUGCAAGAACAUGCUGAUGAACGAAAGAAAGCUCAUCGUGAGAUGAUUAUUAAUCAGAGAAACUUGGACCAUCGAUCAUUCUCUGGAGGUUCUGAUUCAGAAGACAGUCAGGAUGCAAGUGACAUUUCUGACUCUGAAUUAGAGGGUGACAGCUGUUACUUCCUACAACCAGUUCCAACUAGGCAGCGUCGGGAACUAUUGCGAGCUUCAGGAGUGAGGAAAAUUGAAUCUGUAGAGAAAGAAGAAUGUCGUGGAAUUAGAGCAUCAAGAGAAUUUUGUGGAUGUGAUUGCCGACUAUUUUGUGAACCAGAAAUAUGUGCUUGUAGCCAGGCAGGGAUUAAGUGUCAAGUUGACCGGUUUGCAUUCCCAUGUGGUUGCACACAGGAUGGUUGUGGUAAUGUUGCAGGGAGGAUUGAAUUUAACCCAAUCAGGGUUAGGUCUCACUUACUUCACACUUUAAUGAGGCUUGAGUUAGAAAAAGGUCAGUGCCAUAAUGGAGUCCCAAUUCUUCCUCUUUCCACUUCAAACAGCUUAGGGGAUGAAAGUCAGAGUUCUGGAGAUUCUUCUGGUGUAUCACCUACAAAUAACUCUCUAUAUUUGCCAUCAUACUUACCAUCAGCUGUGGGAAAUUUACAAGGUGAUUAUUACUCUAAUUUCUUGUCCUCUGAACCUGUAAGUGUAUUGACAGAAGAGCCAGAAGAACUCUAUAGCUCUAUGUCUCCGCCAAGUCCUGAUGGCAGCUCUUACUCUGAAAACUCUGAUUAUUCUAGUGAUGAAGCAGAAGAAAAAUCAAACACUAAAAUUACAAAUAAAGGCUGCAGCAUAUCAAUGCAAGAAUUGCCAGCUGAACCAAAAUAUGAACAGUUUCAAGAAAAAAGUGUGGAACCAAUAACUGCUGACCACCCAACUAUUUAUAUGGAAAGUGAAAACAAAUAUUUUGGUGAGCCAAGUACAGGUCAGUGUGAAUAUGGUCAAAAGAUAAGAUCUUGCUUUCAAGAUCCAGCAUCUUCAUCUAAAUUUAAAAGUUGCCUAUUAUUAGAAAACCAGUUUGAAGGAGAAUAUUCUGCAGGCUCCUACUUCCCACCAAUUCCAAAAGCACUGCCUAGUGCAUUUGGUGAUCAACAGAGGUCCAAGCUUCCCAAAGUAGAGGAAUCAAAUACUGUUGAAACUACUCACUGCUAUACUGAUUUGAGCUCCUCAACACCAGUUUGUAUUACUGAGUGGCAAGAUUGUGGGAAGGAGCCAUCAGAGUGUAAAGAUAGUAAAGAAAAUAAAGAAUUGCAGAAAGAAAGUUUCAAGUCAUCAGAAGACACUCAGUUAUCCAUCCAUGAGGAAGAAACAGAAGGAAGAAACUUGGCAGAAAUAAUUAAACAGACUAUGGAAGAUGCAGCCUCUUCAUAAAAAAAUAAUUUUAAAACACUAUGAUAGUAUUAAGAGAAGUAGUAGGAAGGAGUAUUUAGCUAAACCGUCAAAAUAGUAUAUUUCACUGGAUUGUUUUCUAAUAACAGGGAUAGAAAUUUAAACUCAGCUUUUGUAAAGGGCAGACAGUUACAAGUAAUUUUCCUUUGGGUCUGGUAGUAGCUUAUUGGUGGAAACUGGGUAUCGUAGUCUGUAGAACUAUGACAUUUUGUAUGCCAUGUCAUUGUAAAAAGUAUGUUUGACACUUUUACUAGACAUUCUGGCAAAUUAUGUGUUCUUUUACUGAACAAAAGGUUUUUAUAUGUGAUUAACUUAUUUUGGUCAUGUUUAGGAAGCGAGAUGCACAUGUAUGUAUGGUUAUCUUGUUUUAAAUUAACUUGUACUGAAAUACACUUAUUACCUAAUGUUCUUGUACAUAUAUGGCUCUUAUUUCAGUACAGUUUUAAAUUCUUUUAAUAAAAAAAUGUGUAACAGUGUUUAAACUAAAGACCACAAAAGCUUGCAGUAUUCUCAUGACAAUAUUCUAUUUGCAUGUAUGUGUAUAUACACAAACACACACACACACACACAUUCAUUUUUUUUAUUCAAAGAAUUUAUGAAGUAUAGGCUUAUAGUUGAUCAAACUUGGAAGUUUGGAAGAGUAUCAAGAGAAUUGUGUGGAUGUGAUCAUUGACUGAUAACAUGCUUGUAGUCAAGCUGAGAUUGUGUCAAAUUGACUUCUUUGCAUUACUUUGUUGAAUAUAUUGUAAACUUUUUGACAAAGAUCUGAGGCUGCUAACUUCCAU